Messenger RNA from Acanthocheilonema viteae, 792 nucleotides. NCBI's taxonomy places the organism in Eukaryota, Metazoa, Nematoda, Chromadorea, Rhabditida, Onchocercidae. The record is from the annotation of a GenBank genome assembly.
AUGUCGAAAAGUAGCCCAAAAACAGAAUUCAGAAUCAUCACAGUUUCAUUGAAUCCCUCAUUCGAGACGAGUAAGAACGCUAAAUUCAAGACAAAUGCUGAGGCAGUUAAUACCUUCAGCUGUUCCGAUAAUGUGGAAUUGUACAACCGAUAUGCUUAUAAAUGGAAAAUAAUUGAUCGAAAAUUUUGCACUCAAAAUUAUCCUGAUUUACUCCUUCUUAUCGUCGCGAUUACGGCAAUUGAACAACGAGAACAUCGAAAUGUGAUUCGGAAAACGUGGGGUGAUGUCAAAUUAUACAAAGAUUUCAAAACAGCAGUAUUAUUCCCACUCGGCAGUACUGAUGACCUUGAUAUGAUGAAUUUGAUUCAGAAAGAGCAGCGAAAAUAUGGCGAUAUUAUACAGCAAGAAUUUUUGGACACUUACAAGAAUCUUACUCUCAAGCCUGUAUCGUACAAGGAAUAUCCCAAGAAAUAUUAUCCGCAAUACUGCAGCGGAUCUUUUUACUUGCUUACAGGAGAUCUUGCCGGGCCACUGUUCGAGCAGGCUCGCUUCUGCACAUUAUUCUGGAUAGAAGAUGUUCACGUCACAGGACAUCUCGGAAUGCGAGUGCAAGCACACUACGAGAGAUGGAAUCAAAAAAUCCUUUUUAAAUGGAAUCAAUUAGAUCAACUCAUCAAAGCACCAAACAUCCUCUUUGCAUUCAUCUAUACUCCAUGGGAGCAUAUUCAGUUAUGGAAAUGGCUGAAAAAUUAUUAUGGAUACGAUAAUAAAUAUGAAAAAAUCAACAUUUGA